Molecule: messenger RNA, 2206 nt
Organism: Herpailurus yagouaroundi (jaguarundi)
Lineage: Eukaryota; Metazoa; Chordata; Mammalia; Carnivora; Felidae
Gene: GPATCH4
Product: G-patch domain containing 4
Exons: 8
Coding region: 631-1833 (400 amino acids)
Cellular component (GO): nucleolus
Molecular function (GO): nucleic acid binding
Source: RefSeq, a predicted model, not a curated record
CCCCCACCUGUGUCAUACCGGCUGGACGCAUUCUCACUCCGGGCGCUGCGUUAAGUGCACUGGGGUUGGAGAACGAAGUCCGACUCCGAUUUCCAGGGCGAACGGUUUCUGCCACGAGGGAGAGGCUGCGGUAAACCUUUCGUCGGGAAGCACAGAGAGCCGUAAGAGACCGAGGGGGUAUUAACACCAGUUCUGGGAUGUCUGAGAUCCCGGAUCCACGACUUGCCAGCUCUCUGAUUUGGGCGGGUAGCUAAACUCCUCAGUGCCAUUUCUUCGUUUGCAAAUGAUGGCAACACUUGCUAGUAGGAUUGUUGGGAGGAGGAAAUAAGAUAAUCUGUGUAAAGCAAUUAGCAUGUUGGCAUCGAGUAAAUGUGUUCGUGUUAGAUGUUUUUAUUAUUGAAAUUUGGGGGCUGAUGCAUCAGCGGUAACUUCUGGGAGGAGGCAGAGUUUUGAGGUAGCCUUAAAGGCCCCAGUGUCUUUUUACCAUUCUUAAAAAUUCAAGAAGCAAGACAGAGCCAUUUCUUCAUUCAGCGCUUUUCUGUUGGGAUUCUCGGAGUAUCAGGUUUUCAGGGAUGAGAAUGAUGUCGUCUACUCUGCUGAAGGCCUGAGCUUAGUGACCCUCCCGUCACCAUGAGUGUCACGCCAGAGACUAAGAGUCGUGGGAUGAAGUUUGCCGAGGAGCAGCUGCUGAAGCAUGGAUGGACCCAAGGCAAAGGUCUGGGCCGGAAGGAGAAUGGCAUCACCCAGGCCCUCAGGGUGACGCUGAAGCAGGACACUCAUGGGGUGGGACAUGACCCUGCCAAGGAGUUCACGGACCACUGGUGGAAUGAGCUCUUCAACAAGACUGCAGCCGGCUUGGUUGUGGAGACUGGGCAGGAUGGAGUCCGGAUAAGGCAUCUUUCUAAGGAGACUACCCGUCGUAAUCGUCCCAAGCCCAACUUGCUGUAUCAGAAGUUUGUAAAGACGGCCACGUUGACGUCAGGUGGUGAACAGCCAGACAAAGACGUGGAGAGCCACAGUGAUGAUGACAGCCAGGGGUCCAAGCCUCCAAAGAUUCUGACCGAUGAGAUGCUGCUCCAAGCCUGUGAGGGGCGAACAGCACACAAGGCUGCUCGUCUUGGGAUCACGAUGAAGGCUAAGCUCGCUCGGUUGGAGGCCCAAGAACAGGCCUUCCUGGCUCAUCUCAAAGGCCAGGACCCCGGAACCUCUCAACUACAGUCUGAGAGCAAGCCCCGCAAAAAGAAGAAAAAGAAAAGAAAGCAGGAAGGGGAGGAAGAGGCUACGGCAACUGAUGGGGAUGCAGAAGAGGAGUGCCCAGAGGACCCAGGCCAGAGCACCAGGAGAAGGCAGAAGAAGAAAAGGCAACAGCGAGAAAAGGCGGUUGCGGAUGAGACAGGGGGCACAGCUGUCGGGGACGGGGAGGCCACAGGAACAAGUGAGCUGGGAGAGUGGAAGAACGGGGAGCAAACGGAUGAGCCCUUCGGGAAAAGGAAGAAGCGGCGGCACCGAGCAGAGAAGGUGGGGGUGUCGGGUGGAACAGGAGGCAUUGGGCCGCAGCAGGCGGAGAGCGGGGCGCACGCGGAGCCGGGCAGCAGACGCGAGCAGAAGCGGCGGCAGCAAGACUUGGGCGCAGAAGCCACGGCCCGGGCUGCCGAAGACAGCGGGGCCCAGGAGGCAGCAGGCAGAAGGCACGGUGACGGGAAAAGCAGGAGAAGCAAGAAGAAAAGGCAGCGGCCCCAGGAGGAGGAGGAUGUGAGGGAGGGGGAGGGGGCAGAGCUGGAUGGAGUCCGCCCUGAUGGGAGAACAAGGAAGGAGAAACCGAAGAAAGACUGAAGGGCAGGUCAAGGCGGGGCUCUACAGAUUCCUUUUCAGGACUUGAAGUCUGAGACCCCAGUGGACGAGGGCUCCUGCACCCUCCCCGUGAGGAGUCCCUCCCGAGGAGGAAGCCGAGUGCCGGAGCGCCAGCUGCUCACAGGACGGUGUGGGCACGCGCUGGGGGCCGUGGGGACAGGAAGGCAGAGGCCCUCUGGAGGGGCACCCUUGCUGAAGGCAGAUGCGAGUGUGGGCAGAAUGGACUCCAGCCCAUAGCCUGCCAGUGUCGGCACUAGAAAAAGUGGUUAGCUUGGGCUCCAGGCCAGGUCAAGUCCUGACUGGCCUCCCCCCCCCCCCCCCGCUAACAUCCUAAAUACAAAUUCGUUUCCUGGGA